Messenger RNA from Mixia osmundae IAM 14324, 1624 nucleotides. RefSeq lists its product as uncharacterized. NCBI's taxonomy places the organism in Eukaryota, Fungi, Basidiomycota, Mixiomycetes, Mixiales, Mixiaceae. Bases 48 to 1256 code for a protein of 402 amino acids. Gene Ontology annotation, cellular component: cytoplasm. The transcript has 9 exons. Gene Ontology annotation, biological process: aromatic amino acid biosynthetic process. Gene Ontology annotation, molecular function: 3-deoxy-7-phosphoheptulonate synthase activity. The record is from RefSeq and is a predicted model, not a curated record.
CCUCCUCGCGACGACAAAACCGAAACUUGCCAUCCUUUCCAGGCAUCAUGGUGGACUCGCCAAUGAGCGCGAGCUUCACAAGCGCCGGAAUCCUCAACAUCGACGAUCAGCGCAUCAAGUCGAUCAGACCUCUGAUCCCUCCCCAAAUUCUCGUCGAAGACUUUCCGCUCACCUUGGCAGCAUGUGAGACCGUCAUCAACGGUCGCAAAGGGGCAGAAGCGAUCAUCAAGGGAGACGAUGAUCGUUUAUUAGUUAUCGUGGGACCUUGCUCGGUACACGACGUCAAGGCAGCCUUGGAAUAUUGCGACUUGCUAAAAGUCUACGCUGCCGAAGCGAGACAAGAUUUGCAUAUCCUCAUGAGAGUCUAUUUUGAAAAGCCACGGACGACUGUGGGAUGGAAAGGACUCAUCAACGAUCCACAACUCAACGGCUCUUUCCAGAUCAACAAGGGCCUUCGUCUGGCGCGAGGGCUUCUGCUCGAGAUCGCGAGUUCUGGUUUACCCACUGCUGUGGAAUUCCUAGACACAAUCUCGCCGCAGUAUAUUGCCGAUCUAGUCAGUUGGGGCGCUAUUGGCGCGCGAACCACCGAAUCACAAGUGCAUCGAGAAUUAGCAUCGGGACUGUCGACGCCUAUCGGCUUCAAAAACGGCACAGACGGAUCUGUCGACAUUGCAGUCGACGCCAUACGUGCUUCCCGAGAAGGCCACGUCUUUCUCUCCGUCAGCAAACAAGGUCUCAGCGCCAUCGUCGAAACGAACGGCAAUCCUUACUCUCAUAUCAUCCUGCGUGGAGCCAAUUUUGGGCCGAAUUACGAGAAAGAGCACGUUGCUUCAACUGCUGCCAAACUAGCAAAGGCGGGGUUGCCCCAAAGGAUCAUGAUCGACUGCAGUCAUGGUAAUAGCAAGAAGCAACAUCCUCGUCAGAUUAUCGUGGCGGAAGACAUCGUCGCUCAACUUAGCUCGCCGGAAACGGCGCAAAACAUCCUGGGCGUCAUGAUCGAGUCCAAUCUCGUUGAGGGCAAGCAAAAUAUACCCGCAGAAGGUCCAACGGGGCUCAAAUACGGACAGUCAGUCACAGACGCGUGCUUGAAUUGGCAAGACACCGUCAAAGUGCUCGACAAUCUCCGUCGCGGCGUCAACAUUCGAAGACAGCUUCGUCAGACCAACGGCCACACGCAGGACCCAGAGGCGCUUCUAGCUAAGCAUCGUCCGCAAGAGCAAGAUUUCAAUGAUCUAUCGCAGCUGAACAGAUCCUGAUCUUUGUGUACUACUUUGUAAUGCAGCGCCUGCUUGCUGGUGUCAGAUGAAGUCAUCAAGCGACUCAUCCAAAUCAUCGUAAAGUGUCCUGGGUCUGAAGGGCCAAGCUUGGAAAGCCUCGGUGAGAUGGAGAAGAUGCUCCGGCGUCAUCUGACGCGGCAGCAUAUUGGGAUCGUACACAUGGCCAGCAGCUAUCAUCUUUUGCUCGAGUAUACCAGCGCCCGCCGCAAUCGAGGGCAAUGACUUUGUCCAAGGGGUAUUGAUCGUCGAGAACAAUCUUCUGGCGAUAUAUUCGUAUGCCUCCCAUACUCCUUCUGAUGUUAUAAGCGGUUCUUUGAGAGGUCGCAGGAUUGCAGCGGCAUGUUCUG